AUGUCCAAAGACCGUAAGCCAGUUCUCAUAAUCGGCGCUGGAGUCGUUGGCCUUGUCCUCGCCCAUGGCCUCAAGAAGAUUUACGAACGCGACAGUCACAUCAGCUCCCGCGGUCAAGGCUGGGCCAUAACCCUCCAUUGGGUCCUCCCGUUCCUCAGAGAACUCCUAUCAGAAGAAGCGUUCAAGGACGUCGAAUCAGUCCAAGUCGACCCAGAGGCCGACCGUCAAGGGCUUGGAAAAUUCGUGUUCAUCAACCUCGAGACCCUUGAGCCAAAGUUCCUUAUCCCACCUGGCGACCGAAGACGCGUUAAUAGAGAGAAGCUGCGCAAGGUCUUGCUUAAGAGCGUGUCUGAUAAUGUCAAUUGGAAUAAGCGACUUGCAUCAAUCGAUGAGCGCGAGGAUGGUGUUGUCGCUAUGUUUGAGGAUGGAUCUCGAGCUGAAGGGUCUCUCAUCGUUGGUGUUGAGGGUAGCAACUCAAGAACAAGAAAGUUCUUAGCACCAGAGUCAUACCGUAAUAUUCGACUACCCGUACGAUUUACCGGUGCUGCUCUAGAUCUUACGCCAGAGCAGGUAAAGCCACUAAAAGAUAUCGAUCCUCUUCUAUUUCAAGGCUGUCAUCCUGAAACAGGGACGUUCUUCUGGUUCAGUAUGCUGGAAACGCCACUCGUCAACGGUAGCGCGGGAACAGAUAACGAGCAUUAUCGCGUUCAGGUCAUGAUAUCCUGGCCUAUGAAGACACCAGAAGACGAAGUCAAAGCCACUGACGCGGAGCGCUUGGCAUAUAUGAAGCAACGAGCAACAGAGUUCAAUCCCGUGCUACGGGAUACCGUGCAAAGGAUCCCAGAGGGGUCUGAAGUCAUCGAGAUUGUCUUACAGGACUGGCCAUGUCCACCUUGGGAUAAUCGCAGUGGUAGGAUCACUCUGGCUGGCGAUGCGGCGCAUGCGAUGACCAUGUAUCGAGGCGAAGCAGCGAACCAUGGUAUUCUUGACGCUUAUCGGUUAACAAAAGCUCUGGAAGGAGCCUAUCAUAAAGGAAAGGGGUUAGGUGAAGUUAUUGAUGAGUAUGAGGCGGAGUUAAGGGAGAGGACCAAAGUCGCCGUGUUGUUAAGUCGACAGGCUUGCUUGGAUGCUCAUGAUUGGGCCGGAUUAAAUGAGAACUCGGCUGUUUUGAAGAAGAGGGCAAUCGCGGGAGUUUAG
Molecule: messenger RNA, 1197 nt
Organism: Fusarium oxysporum Fo47
Lineage: Eukaryota; Fungi; Ascomycota; Sordariomycetes; Hypocreales; Nectriaceae
Product: FAD-dependent oxidoreductase
Exons: 2
Coding region: 1-1197 (398 amino acids)
Molecular function (GO): FAD binding
Source: RefSeq, a predicted model, not a curated record